CGAUCAACAACCAUCAUGAGGAUCGUGGUAGCGCUGGUGGUUGUCCUAGUGGCGCUGGCCGUGGCCGACGCAAAGUGCAACAAGUGCAAUCACAACGAGUGCGAAUGUGAGCUGAAGAUUGCCCGCGGGCCAACGCCUCAAGUGUUCCCAUUUUUCAAGAAGAAAAAGUGCAACGUUACUAAGCCGCUGGAGCUAAAACCGACGCCGGACGUUUGCUCCUGCGAACAGGAGUACCGCAUUCGUCCCUCCUGCUCGGAGCACAUCGAGCCGAAGUUUGCCAAGUCGCGAUCGUGCGAGUGUGGUUUCGAUCAUCAUCCAGCGCAACCGAAACCCAAAUAUUCCGUCGACAUGAUCAGCCGGCAGCUGGCCAUCGAGCACGCAAACAAGCAAAGAAUCCCGGAAACUGACCUGCACAUGUACAUUAACCCGAUGGCACCGCCACCGACGCCCAAGCGCGAUAGCAUCGCGGAGGAGCAACUGUACAAGCUGCACAAGCACGUGCUGGAGCUGAAGCCACCGAAGCGGAAGCGCGUCCACUAUCGCGUCCACUCAUCGGAGGAGGCGGAAGGGGCACCGUGCAAUCCGAAAGAUCAGAGCUACUUUGACAUCUGCUACGGCAAGGUGGAGAUGAAGGAGCCGAAGUUUAACUUACGUCCGCAGGAUGGGCCAGUGUGUGACAACUGCCAGGACAAAUCGACGGCCGAGGAGAUGGACGACUCGGAGGAGGACUAUUCUCCCGAGCAGCCCAUUAAGUACUGCUCGAAGUGUUCGAAGACUAAGAGCAAAUGUGGUUGUGCGACGUGUGCCAAUAGUUACGUCGAAGAGACGGAAGAGGACGACAGUCCGUACUUCCGUCGGGCACGCUCUUCCGACGAUGGCGUAUCGGGGCUGGUAGUCUAGGAUGUGAAUGGGAGGGCAGACAAUUUCGCUCAUUUCCUGUUGUGAUAUGCUAGUAUAAACCUAGUGGUUUGCCGUUCCACAUUUGCAUACAUGCUUGUACAUAAUAACAAGAAAAUAUAAUGUUUUUGUGAUAAUUAUA
Molecule: messenger RNA, 1039 nt
Organism: Anopheles merus
Lineage: Eukaryota; Metazoa; Arthropoda; Insecta; Diptera; Culicidae
Exons: 2
Coding region: 16-900 (294 amino acids)
Source: RefSeq, a predicted model, not a curated record